Molecule: messenger RNA, 2993 nt
Organism: Mugil cephalus (flathead mullet)
Lineage: Eukaryota; Metazoa; Chordata; Actinopteri; Mugiliformes; Mugilidae
Gene: ganc
Product: glucosidase, alpha; neutral C
Exons: 25
Coding region: 127-2811 (894 amino acids)
Biological process (GO): carbohydrate metabolic process; N-glycan processing
Molecular function (GO): alpha-1,4-glucosidase activity; carbohydrate binding
Source: RefSeq, a predicted model, not a curated record
CUCAGCAGCAGCAGAAACAGGAGGAGGAGUUUAACAACUUCAAACGUGAAAAAAUAAUGUAGUUGUUGUACAGACAAACCAAACCCGACUUUAGACCACAGGUGUUUCUGCUCGUGUCUGGUUGUAAUGGCGGAAGUGAGUCAAGCCGUUAUCAGCGUUGUCCCUGAUGAUGAAGGCAAAGAGAAGUUCAAGAAGAGCCACCACGUGGCUUUUUACAGGCGACAGAUUCAGGGGCCAAACUUGCAGCACCGGGCCCUUUUGGAAACGCUGGUGCUCACGGAGAAGGGGGCACGUUUGGAGCUGUUGGAAACAGCCACACAGGCCAGGCUGCUUCUUUCUUUGUCACCUUUCAAAUGUGACACUGUGAGGAUAUUAAUAGAUGAACUCCAGCCCAUUAAAGCACGAUACCGAGUUCCAGAUGUGAUGACCGAGGAGCCGCCAUGUGAACAGUUGAGAGUGGAGACGCAGACUAAGGACUCUGUCACCCUCUCUUGGUCUUCGGGACGUCACCGGGUACAUGUGUGCCGUUUCCCUUUCCGUCUGGAGAUCCUGUGUGAGAACGAAGUGAUGCUCACAUUCAACUCUAAAAGCAAACUGUGGUUUGAAAGGCUGGAAGAUCCACCUACCAGCGAGCUUCCAGGCGACCACACGUUGUGGAAGGAGACAUUCAGACAGUUUGUGGAUGUCAAAGCUAACGGUCCCAGCAGCAUCGGAGCAGACCUCUGCCUUCAUGGAUUCAGCCAUGUUUACGGUCUACCAGAACACUCUGACAACCUGCAGCUCAGAGACACGAGGGGUGGGGAACCGUACCGGCUUUACAACCUGGAUGUUUUCGCCUACGACUUGCACAGUCGCCUCGGCCUGUACGGAUCCGUGCCGCUGGUGGUGGCCCACAAGCCGGACAGGACUCUGGGAGUGUUCUGGCUGAACGCAUCAGAGACUUUUGUAAACGUAGAGUACUCCACCACCGACCAUCAGGACGACCAGACCCCCCCGGUUAAAAAGAGGAGGGUGCAGCCUCAGACCGACGUCCGCUGGCUGUCGGAGAGCGGUGUGAUCGACUGCAUGGUUCUUCUGGGGCCCAGUCCACGGCAGCUCUUCAGCCAGUACGCUCAGCUGACAGGAUACCAGGCCCUGCCCCCUCUCUUUGCCCUCGGGUACCACCAGUGUCGCUGGAACUACGACGACGAGGCCGACGUGAAGGCCGUGGACGCCGGGUUCGACCUCCACCGCAUCCCUUACGACGUCAUCUGGCUGGACAUUGAGCACACGGACGGGAAGCGCUACUUCACCUGGGACCCCGUUCUGUUUCCCGAGCCGGCAAACCUGCAGCGCCACCUAGAGAAGAAGAAGAGGAAGCUGGUCGUCAUAAGUGAUCCUCACAUUAAGGCCGAUCCUGAGUGGUCCCUCUAUCGUGAGGCCAGAGACGGAGGACACUUUGUUAAAGACAGAGAAGGACAGAUCUACCGGGGCUCAUGCUGGCCUGGUGAGUCCUCUUACCUUGACUUCAGCAACCCAGCGACUCGAGCGUGGUACUCCAGAUGCUUCAUGUUGGAUAAAUACAAGGGGUCGACGUCGUCCCUGUUUGUGUGGAACGACAUGAACGAACCGUCCGUAUUCGACGGACCGGAGCAGACGAUGCCGAAGGACGCAGUGCAUUAUGGGGGAUGGGAACACCGGGAUUUACACAACCUGUACGGCUUUCACCAGCACAUGGCCACAGUGGAGGGUCUGAUAACUCGAUCAGGUGGCUCACAGAGACCUUUUGUGCUGUCACGCUCUUUCUUUGCUGGAUCGCAGAGACUUGGAGCCAUAUGGACGGGUGACAACGUCGCCACCUGGGAUUAUCUGAAGAUGUCGAUCCCAAUGCUUUUGUCUCUUAGCUUGGCAGGCAUAGCGUUCUGUGGAGCUGACGUCGGUGGGUUCGUCCAGGACCCGGAGCCCGAGUUGUUGGUGCGCUGGUACCAGGCGGGCGCCCUGCAGCCGUUUUUCCGAGGCCACUCGGCGAAGGAGACGAGGCGCCGGGAGCCCUGGCUUUUUGGAGAAGAGGUCACGGCUGCGAUCCGCACCGUGAUCCAACAAAGGUACUGCUUGCUGCCGUAUUGGUACACCCUGUUUCACCAGGCUCACACCUCUGGAUGUCCUCCACUCAGACCUCUGUGGGUGGAGUUCCCUGCAGAGCAGAGCACCUUCUCUGUGGACAACCAGUACAUGAUCGGAGGAGCCUUGUUGGCCUGUCCUGUAACUGAACCAGGUGUUAAAGAAAUCAAAGUCCUACUCCCUGGAUGUGAAGAGGUUUGGUAUGACAUCCAUUCUUCAAAGGCCCACAGAGGAGGGGGGGCUCUGAGUCUUCCCGUCACCCUGGACACAGUUCCUGUGUUCCAGCGCGGCGGCUCAGUGCUGUGCAGAUCAGAAGGAAGUGGUUCUUGUACAGCUGACGUCCAGCAGCUCCCCCUCUCCGUCACCGUGGCUUUAAGCUCCCAGGCCGUAGCUGAAGGCGAGUUGUACCUGGACGACGGUCACUCCUUCAGAUACAGAGACGGACAGAUGUUCUGUCUGCGCAGGUUCAGCAUGAGGUCAGGUCGUCUGCUCUGCCGUUCUGCUAACGAAGAAGGAACAUUUGACUGUGGGACCAUCAUACAGUCGGUCACCAUCCUGGGGCUGAAGAGCAAACCGUCCACUGUGGUUGUCCACGUGUCAGGUGUUACUGACACUGCAGCUGCGUUUCAGUUCUCAGAGACCAGCUCCAAGCUGACGGUCCACGGCCUGAACCUCAGAGUGGCAGCGGACUGGGAGAUCCAGAUAGGUUAACUGAGACUACGGAGAGUUCUGUGAUUUUUACUAAAUGAUGACUUGUGCCAAAGCUUCACGUUUAAAUUCUGAGCCCUGAAUCCGUCCACACGCUUGUGUUUCUCAGAGCAAGUCUGAACAAACCAGACACAUCAUCAGCUGUGAGCAGCAAGAUUAUUUUAAUAAACACUUUCUAAACAAUA